AUGGCUUGCAAGACACCACGCCAAUAUCCUGGUCUUGCGGAUGGUGGUCCGCUGGAGAAGGCAUCACUGAUGCGCCUCCACCGAGAUGUGGACUGGAUUGGCGCUGUGCUCAUCAACGAUUGUCUUGCGCUUCUCUCAUUUGAGCUAGCUCCCCUCGAUCGCUGUGCCCACAGGAGGUCUCAUGAGUGGCAUCGCCCCGCGCUGUUGAGUAACGCGGUAGCAGAAAUCCCCACCGUCAGCCAAUUGUGUCCGAAACACGCCGCUCAGCUCGAGGCCCAAUCCAAAGCCAACCGCCUGGCUACCACCCAUGGCUGCGAAGGCAAUACUGCGGCAACGCGGGCUGCUAUUAGCAGGGAAGACGUGAAGCCGUGA
Molecule: messenger RNA, 372 nt
Organism: Aspergillus pseudotamarii
Lineage: Eukaryota; Fungi; Ascomycota; Eurotiomycetes; Eurotiales; Aspergillaceae
Exons: 2
Coding region: 1-372 (123 amino acids)
Source: RefSeq, a predicted model, not a curated record